This is a messenger RNA of Electrophorus electricus (electric eel), 2211 nucleotides long. RefSeq names its product solute carrier family 2 member 1a (gene slc2a1a). Gene Ontology annotation, cellular component: apical plasma membrane; plasma membrane; basolateral plasma membrane. The record is from RefSeq and is a predicted model, not a curated record. Lineage: Eukaryota; Metazoa; Chordata; Actinopteri; Gymnotiformes; Gymnotidae. Gene Ontology annotation, biological process: dehydroascorbic acid transport; response to insulin. Gene Ontology annotation, molecular function: D-glucose transmembrane transporter activity.
ACAGCAUCAGUUGAGGGAACGUACGUGACAGUGAACAGCUUCAUUCAAAACCUCCGAGCGACCUGACCUACAGAUUUAAAAAUCAUUUCACGGUGACUAUUAAAAUAUAACUUUUUUCAUUUGUGCGCUGUGAAAUUUCUAAGUUAAGUGUGACGCUGUGAGUUUGUCCAAAGAACGACUGCAGAUCUGAAUUUACAUCGAUUUUACGAUUUUUUAAAGAAAAGGAUUUUCUUUCAAUCUUUAUCUGAUAAACAGCACACACAUGGAUUCUAACAGAAAGACUGUGACAACGCAACUGAUGUUGGCUGUGGGCACAGCUGUAAUUGGCUCGCUACAGUUUGGCUACAACACAGGAGUUAUCAAUGCACCACAGACGAUCAUUGAGAGCUUCUACAACGAGACGUGGUUUAACCGCUAUUCAGAGUACAUUCCUGCGAGCUCCCUCACCACUCUUUGGGCCUUAUCUGUCGCCAUCUUCUCUGUGGGAGGCAUCUUUGGCUCCUUCUCUGUAGGGCUCUUUGUCAACCGCCUGGGCAGGAGAAAUUCGAUGCUCAUUGUUAAUGUCCUGGCAUUUAUAGCAGCCACAUUAAUGGGCUUCUCUAAACUGGCUGCCUCUUGGGAGAUGUUGAUUAUCGGACGGCUGGUUGUAGGCGUGUACUCAGGCCUGUCCACAGGCUUUGUGCCAAUGUAUAUUGGUGAAAUUGCUCCAACUUCUCUACGUGGAGCACUGGGCACACUGCAUCAACUGGGCAUUGUCAUAGGCAUCCUCAUGGCACAGGUCUUUGGUAUUGACAACAUCAUGGGAACCCCUUCCAUGUGGCCUUUCCUUCUGGGCUUCAUCUUCAUCCCGGCCUUGAUUCAGUGCACCCUGCUGCCCUUCUGUCCUGAGAGCCCCAGAUUCCUCCUCAUCAACCAGAACGAGGAGAACAAAGCCAAAAGCGUUCUGAAGAAGCUCCGCGGUACAGACGACGUGAGCGCAGACAUCCAGGAGAUGAAGGAAGAGAGCCGGCAGAUGAUGAGGGAGAAGAAGGUGACGAUCCUGGAGCUGUUCCGCUCACCGCUCUACCGCCAGCCUCUCCUCAUCGCUGUGAUGCUGCAGCUUUCCCAGCAGUUGUCCGGCAUCAACGCUGUUUUUUACUACUCUACAAGUAUAUUCAAGAAAGCAGGAGUGACCCAACCUGUUUAUGCGACCAUUGGUGCUGGUGUUGUGAACACUUUAUUCACUGUAGUGUCUCUGUUUGUAGUGGAGCGAGCAGGAAGAAGAUCUUUGCACCUUCUCGGGCUGCUGGGCAUGGCAGUGUCUGCCUUCUGCAUGACCGUCUCCAUGGCUCUGACUGAUCGAUUCCCAGGCGUUUCCUACAUCAGCAUCAUGGCCAUCUUCAUUUUCGUGGCAUUCUUUGAGAUUGGCCCAGGCCCUAUUCCGUGGUUCAUCGUGGCCGAGCUCUUCAGCCAAGGACCCCGGCCUUCUGCCAUUGCUGUGGCUGGCUUCUCCAACUGGACCGCAAACUUCAUAAUAGGAAUGGGUUUCCAGUAUGUAGAGCAACUGACAGGUCCGUAUGUCUUCAUCAUCUUCACAAUCCUGCUGCUCAUGUUUCUCGUCUUCACCUACUUCAAGGUGCCUGAGACCAAGGGGAGGACAUUUGAUGAGAUUUCAGCAGGCUUCCGCUCUGCAAGGGAGAAGUAUUCCCCAGAUCAGCUCAACGUGCUGGGGGCAGACUCCCAGCUUUGAGCCCUUUACUCUGUUCCCACAUAUAUCAUAUAGACUGACCCAGUGGCUCUCCAUAAAUCUCAGAUGGGAUACUACAGUAUACAGUUGUGAGAAAACAAAUUAUGAAUCUUGUGAAUCAUUGGGGUUGUCUGGAUGUCCACAUGAAUAACUCCUAAAGUGUGAGCUAAUAUACUUACCAUAAUAAAACAUAAAGUCUUAUUUAACAAACACCCAUAAUAUUUUACAAUAUCUUGAUUGAACAAAUAGUUAACGCCUUACAUUCCAAUGUCCAUCCAGUAGGUCCAGUUUAUUACUCUUCACUCACAGCUAGAUACUAUGCAUAUUAGUUUCAGUAUAGUUACAGAAUAACUCACAUUAAUUAUGAUAUAAUAUCCCUUAAUAUUUAUAACUAAAUCAUAAGUCUGGAGUUUAAACAUGAUACCCAAGGUCAUUCACAGGAAACAUAUGUGAUCCCUGCUUUACUGGCAAUAACCUCAACUAAA